UCAUGAAUAUUCAUCGAUCAGCGCACACGGCGGUGUGUGAUUGGUCGAGGAGGGGCGCGUGCUGGCGAGAAACGCUGGUUUAUUUUGAAGAAUCCGCUUUUUAAAACAUGAUUUUGACUGAGUGUAAAAUUUGCAGUAAAGCCGAAAACAAAAUCUUCGAAACGCAGACUCUGACUUCUUUAGAGCGGAUUCUCCCUCCGGACUACACCCAUCACCUCUGCUCUUAUACGUCUUCAGGAGACGAGUCGCAGUUCGGCGCCGUCUUCAGGUGUCAGUUCAGACUGGCGUUAAAAUCGGAGGCGGAGCUUCUGCAGUGGCUCAGCAGGUUUCAGGAGCAGUCAGGUCUCACCUGGAGGAAGUCCAAAACCUACCCCGCCGUCGGCCCUGUCACCAAAUUCAGAGUCGACCUGCGAUGUCACCACAACACGAGGGCGAAAAUAGAGAGCUCCAGGAGGACGAGAAACACGGGCUGCCCAGCGACUGUGUACCUGGUGGUGAAAAAUACGACGUACUCCAGAGGCAGAGAGUCCAGGUCUGGAGAUUCUCACCUCAGAGAAGGUUUGUCUGCCGUCAUCACCCUCCGACAUGAACACAACCACCGCGUGGCAGCCACAGACCCUCUGUGCUGGAGCGACGUCUCGGCUGCUACAGCGGAGAAGCUCAAGACCCUGUUUCAGAACGGCCAUUCUCCAUCGUCUGCUCUUGAGACGCUGAAAUACGAUUUACAGGAAGAAAACGGCGACGACUCGGCGGAUCUCUCUGCGUGUCCUGAUGUCCACUACUGCCACAAACUGUACUUCGAGAUCUUUCAGAAAGCAUACCAAGUGCCUUCAUGGGAAGAAAUACUCCAUGACAUCCGGCAGCAAAUUGAGAAAUACAACUCUGAACAGGGAGAAGACAGCGUGGCUGUGGACAUUACUGAAGACAGCCAGGUUGUUGUUGCCGUCUGCACACCGCUCAUGAAGCGUGUACACACUCGGAUCACAGAGAGCGGAGAUGUGUUGUUGAUCAACUCAUUCUGGAGCUGUGAUGACAAGAAUCUGAAAAUAUUUGUGCUACUCUGCCACUCUGCAGAAAGAGGGCUGCCUCUGGGGGUCAUCGUCACAUCUGAAGAAACACAGUCCACCAUUUCUGCAGGUCUGCAGCUACUGAAGACUCUCAUACCCAGGAGGAACUUCUUCGGAUGCCAUGGAGGUCCACGGACCAUCGCCUUGUCGGAAGAUUGCACGCCUUUGCGCCAGGCACUCAAGGAGGCGUACCCUGAGGCUUCGUUCUUGCUUUGUGCUUUCCACCUCAUGCAGGAAAUGCGCCAAUGGCUGAGGGACAACAGCAACAAGAUCACCAAACCUGAACGGUCUCAACUUCUGGAUUUGUUCAGAAGAAUGAUCAGUGCAAGGUGCGAGGAUUUCCUACAGUCUCAUUACGACGCCAUACGCAACAACCCGCUUGCAGCAAAACACCCUGAGUUCAUUCAGCACCUAGAGGAAACAUAUGAGCGAAGAGAUACCUGGGCCGCCUGCUUUCAAGAUGAUUUGCCAAGCAGCUAUGCAGUAUUUGCCAAGCGGAUCCUCAAGGACAAGGUCCUCCAUCAACUGAAAGCCUUUAAUCUCAUUCAGAUGGUCCACUUUGUCCAAACUAGGAUGGAGGCACACUACAUCCGUCAGUUAACACUUGCAGUUAACAAUGGGAAUGUGUGUCAACAGUCGGAGGCAUACAUCAGUGAAGAGACCCAAAGUAACAUCGUGCAACAGGAUGAGGAAAACUACAUAGUUGUGAGCGAGACAUCAGAUAUCCAACACCACGUCAACAUCACACUGAGGACCUGCACCUGUCCUGUGGGCGUGGCCACAGGCAGCUGUGAGCACCUGAAUGCCGUGCGAACGCGACGUCUUCAGGAGGUGUUUUACGAAAUUACUAACAGGAAGAGCGUUCCUGAGGACUUGUUUGGCAGCAUGGAGCCUAAGCAGGACCUCAGUAAUUCCAGCACAUCAUCUCUUACAUACACUGACAGUACGAUCAAACAGGAGCUUAAGAAGCCUGACAUCAGUAAUGCAGAUGUGAGCAGAGACGCCGCUGUGGUGAUGGAUACGGAGCAAGCACAGGCUUCCCAAACCCCUGCUGGCACAAACAGCCACCUAGUGGAGGAACUGAUGCAGGUGUUCGACUCGAUCCGAGACAAAGUCCUGAACGAUCCACACACCUUCACCAUCCCAGUGCAGAGGUUCGUUUCUCAUUAUAAAAACAUUAAAUCAGACGCUGAUCUCGCCUCAGCGCUGUCCGUCUUCGGCACAAGAGACUGCAGACGGACGUCUUUUCGAAAAGCAGCCGCUGGGGGACACGGGACACUGAAUUCAGGACGUCUUCUGAAAAGGAUUAAAAGAGAGCACAACUAUCCAAGCUGGACAAGGAGGAGAACCAUGUCACAGAGUUUAGAGUUCUGUAUGGAUCACAACACGUCAGACGAAAAUAAACCUUAAAAUCCUACCACA
Messenger RNA from Pangasianodon hypophthalmus (striped catfish), 2489 nucleotides. RefSeq lists its product as uncharacterized. Bases 108 to 2477 code for a protein of 789 amino acids. The record is from RefSeq and is a predicted model, not a curated record. NCBI's taxonomy places the organism in Eukaryota, Metazoa, Chordata, Actinopteri, Siluriformes, Pangasiidae. Gene Ontology annotation, molecular function: zinc ion binding. The transcript is spliced from 10 exons.